Messenger RNA from Aspergillus puulaauensis, 765 nucleotides. RefSeq names its product GNAT family N-acetyltransferase. The record is from RefSeq and is a predicted model, not a curated record. Gene Ontology annotation, molecular function: acyltransferase activity, transferring groups other than amino-acyl groups. NCBI's taxonomy places the organism in Eukaryota, Fungi, Ascomycota, Eurotiomycetes, Eurotiales, Aspergillaceae. The transcript has 2 exons. The coding region runs from base 1 to 765 and encodes 254 amino acids.
AUGUUCUACGGCCUAUCCCUAUCCCAUCCUACCCUAUUACUACCACCUCCUCCGAAACAGCAAUGCCCACCCACAACGCCGCCCUCCUUCUCGAUCCACCCCCUCCUCCCACCAGACUACACCGAAGCCUUCAUCCUCGCAGACACCGCAUUCGCAACCCUCAACAGCCUCCUCUUCACAACAUAUCCCCCAUCCCCCGAGUCCCAGCGCAAACUCACCGACGCGCGUCUGAAAGCGAUCCCGGCGAUACCGCAGACAAGCACGUUCAAAGCUGUCGAUACCCAGACCGGGCGGAUCGUGGGCGUUGCGCGGUGGACUGUUUCCGAACACGGAGAGGAUAUCGAGCAGCAAGCGAGUCUGGACGAGGUAGUUGAGGAGAUCCUUGCGCGGUCUGUGCCUGAAACGAAUCAGGUUUGUGCGCGGGGAUUCUACAGCAUGGCUUGGAGUGGACGGCGUGAGAUCCUGGGUGUUCGUGAUGAGGACGGGAAGAUAGUCAAGUUAGCCCCCCGCGUCGAGCUGCAGACGCUCUUUACGCAUCCGGGGUACCAGGGGAAUGGGGUUGCGAGUGCGUUGCUGCAGUGGGGGGUUGAGGAGGCGAGACGGCUGGGGGUGGUGGUUUAUGCUGAGGCGACGGAGGAGGGGAGGCCGCUGUAUGAGCAAGCUGUGUUUGAGGCUGUCAAGGUGGUUGAUUUUGAUGCGGAGGUGUUUGGGGGCGUUGGCUUGCACCGGUAUACGUUUAUGCUUCGGAGGCCGAGCGGGAUGUAG